Pelodiscus sinensis (Chinese soft-shelled turtle) is the source of this 5940-nucleotide messenger RNA. It is a transcript of the gene MMRN1, whose product is annotated as multimerin 1. Gene Ontology annotation, molecular function: protein binding; calcium ion binding. Gene Ontology annotation, biological process: negative regulation of vascular endothelial growth factor receptor signaling pathway; negative regulation of cell migration involved in sprouting angiogenesis. Lineage: Eukaryota; Metazoa; Chordata; Testudines; Trionychidae. The record is from RefSeq and is a predicted model, not a curated record.
AUGACUCAGGCAAAGCAAGAGGCAGGAGAGAGUGUUGAAAGCAAAAUAGCCACACUGACCAGCCAGUAUGACCCUGUGGAUGAGAAGUUAGAUAAAAACAAAACUGGCAGAUCACUCUUUGUGCAGAUUCAUUCUGCAGCUCAGGAGGAGGAGACGGCUGCAGGAUCCUCACUCAACGAAAACGUGAGACAUCUCAUGGCUUUUUCCAAGCAGCACAGGAUGAAGGAGAUAAUCUUCUUAUUGCUUCUGUCACACUUACAGAGUGGCAGCCUGGAAUCUGCUACCACUGGCAAGCCCUGGCCCAUGAGUAGGGAUGGUGAAACCCAACCAAGCCACGCAGACUUUACUUCACCUCCUACUACAACACAUAGCCUCAGAAACCCGAUGGCAAUCCCUGUGUCCACCCCUUCUGAGAUCCGAACAGCUGCAGCAAGUACACCAUGGGAACAUGCUGUAAGAAUCACUCCUGCAUCCACGGAAAAGGUUCAGGGGUUGAAAACCCUUCCAGAGACCCAAGAAAAGAAAAUCGUCACUCCUACGACACAAUCCAGUGGAAACAGAGAUCAUGGUGGGGCUAAGGCUAAGCAAGGUGUCCUACUGAACAGCACAGGGAGCUUUCCACAGACCAUUCCUAGAAAGAUGCCUCUCCAGCAAGAGACUGUUAAAAGUCAACAAAGAACAGGGAACAGAUCUCCUAGGCUGUCUUACUACAGCGCUGCCAGCACCAGCACUAAGAAGGAUGCUGACUUCAAAAAAUCCAGCUUUGAAACUACCCGGGGGAAGAACUGGUGUGCUUAUGUCCAUACCAGACUUUCACCUACUGUUGUAGUGGACAACCUGGAAACCUUAACAUCAGGCAAAGCAAAGCCAUGUAUCUGGGCUACUGGAGCCUGUACUGUGAGAUCCCAGAUGACGACUCGCCAAGCUUACAGAAUCAAACAUAAGAUUGUGACAUCACUGGAAUGGAAGUGCUGCCCUGGGUACGGUGGAGAAAAGUGUCAGCCCAAAGAGCAACAACAUCAAUUGCUUAUACAUAGCAACCAAGCUGAGAGCAACACAGCUAUCAAUGGGGAGACACCAGGAAACCAGCAGGAUCCCAAUGACCCAGUUACACAAAAAAUGAAUGAGCAGAUUAGCAGCCAAGAAAUGAAACUGACUUUUCUACAGAAGAAGGUUGACAACAUUUCUGCUACCAUGAGUGAUGUGAGCAAGAUACUCUCCUCUCUGGAAGGCAAAAUCAAUGAAGAUAAGGGCAGAGAAUUCCAGUCUUUCCUAAAAGGUCUCAAGUCUAAAAGUAUUAAUGAACUCAUCAAAGACCUUAUCAGAGAACAAUUUAAAGUCUUCCAAAGCGACAUGCAAGAGACAGUGGCCCAAAUUUUCAAGACCGUGUCUAGUUUAUCAGAGGAUCUUGAGAGCACAAAAGAAUUCGUCAAACAGCUGAAUGAGACCCAACAAAAGUUUGCCCAGGAGAAAGAAGACAGGACAACAAACAAUGAAAUCUUGAAGCUGAAGAGUGAUCUGUUACAGAUAAAAGAGGAGAUGAGCUUUGCUUGUGACAAGCCCAUCAAAGAACUACAGGCAAAGCAGAAAUCCUUGGAAGUUGACUUGGAGCAUGAGCAGUCAAGAAGCACCAUUUACUAUGAAUCUCUGAAUAAGAGUCUUACAGAGAUGAAAGAGGUCCAUGAGCAAUUGUUAUCAGCUGAACAGAUGUCAGACAAAAAUGUCCCUCCAAUAGAUAAAGCCGUGGAUGAUAAUGUUACAGAAUAUAUUCUCACUCUUCAAGAGAAAGUAAAGAAACAUGGCCUAAUAGUGCUGCAGCUAUAUGAUGAUUUAAGAGAACAAGAUAUCAAGAUCAGUAAUCUUACUGUAAGAUUAGCAAUUCAGAGAGAUUCUCUUCAUACAGAAUGUGAAGACAUGUUGUCAAAGUGCCAGAAUGAUUUCCAAACAAAGCUAAAAGGCACAGAAGAGAAUGUGCACGUCUUAAACAAAACCCUAGCUGCUAUUGUUUUUCCAUUGGACAAUAAGAUGGACAAAAUGAAUGAGCAAAUUAAUGAUUUGUGUUAUGAUAUGGAGAUCCUCCAGCCCUUGAUUGAGCAGGGACCACCAUUUAGUCUGACAGCAGACUAUGAACAGCAAAUUGAAGCAGAAGCAAUCAGCCGGAAGUUGGAAAACCUAACUACUGUAGUGAACAGUCUGAGUUCCACCAUGAAAGAACUUGUCAAAAGUCAGGAGGAACUUAAAAGCGAGGCUCAAAUUCGAGAUGAAAUCUUUGACAGACGUAUUAAUGAAUGCCUCGUGGACCUAGAAGAUGGCUUAAAUAAAACUAUGAUCAUUCUAAACAAUGCUGUUGAUUCCAUUCAGGAUAACUUCGUUCUGAAGGAUACUCUAAAUGUCCUGCAAAAUAAGACUGAGGCCUGUUGUGGUGAUGCUGAGAAAAUGGACAGCAUAUUGGCAUUUAUUCCCCAGUUCCAGCAGAUGAAUGAGUCCUUUCAGACACUGGUCAAUGACAAUCAAAGGCACCAGUAUACUUCAAAAGUAACUCAGGAUCUUUCAGAUUUUCCACAUGAAGAGUAUGAGGGAAAAAGCUUCUCUGGCCUCAGAAAAGUUUACCAGGUUUUAAACGAAACAUCAUUCAAAAUGGCUGAGCAUCGACAAAACAUCAGUCACCUAGAAGAAAUGCUGGUACACUCUUCAGAGGUAUCAAAAGAUCAAGAAGUUCGGCUACAAAGCAUAGAGUCAAAAGUAACCAAGCUUUUGACUAAUAAUUGUGUUUCUCUAAAAAAAGGCAAAGUUGCUUCAACAGAACAAGAACAGCUUCAGACACUGAGUUCAAGACUCAAGACCCUGGAAGCCAAGUCUAUCCGUGUCUCAAAUAAUAUCCCUCUUUUAAACAAGACUGCUUAUGAAGCUAGGCAGCUGUGUCAGGAUGCCUCAGCCAGCAUUCAAAAAGUGAAUGCUAGUGUACCCCAGUUAAUUAAACUUGCUCAACCUGAUAUCCCACUGCUACAGAGAGGCCUGAAAGAGCUCAUAGAAUCUGUGUUAGAAAUAAAAACAGGGACUGUCCUUUCUAAUUUAACCUGGUAUGUGGAUAAGUCCAUGGCUGACGCUCUGAGCAAUAUUUCCAAACUUCAGAAGCAGAUGAAACAGGCUGUAAAAAAACCAGCUGUUGCAAAAAAAGGAACAGUGAAUGCCACCACAAGUCUGGCAGGCCGAAGCCAGAGGAACACGGACAAUACUGUAGAAUCAGGUGAAUAUGUGGGCUGCACUAGCUCUCCCUGUCAGAAUGGAGGAACCUGCAUCAAUGAAAAGCAGAGUUUUAUUUGUGCUUGCCGCCACCCCUUUGGAGGAGUCAACUGCAGUAUGAAGUUGGCGGAUGAAAAUGCUGUGACUGUAGAUUUUUCCAAAGGAUCUUACAGAUAUGCACCUAUGGUGGCUUUCUUUGCCUCUCACACCUAUGGGAUGACUACUCCUGGCCCCAUCAGAUUUAACAAUCUGGAUGUCAACUAUGGAUCUUCCUAUGUCCCAGCAAGUGGAAAGUUCCGUGUUCCAUAUCUUGGGGUAUAUGUUUUUGAGUACACCAUUGCAUCAUUCAGUCCUCGCAUCUCUGGCUAUUUAGUGGUUGAUGGACUAGACAAACUCGCUUUCCAAUCUGAAAAUGUCAGCGGUAACAAGUACAUUGACAAGGUAAUAACUGGGCAUGCUUUACUAGAGCUAAACUACGGUCAAGAAGUCUGGCUCAGACUGGCAACUGGCUCCAUCCCAGCUAAGUAUCCACCUGUCAGUACAUUUACUGGUUACUUGUUGUACCGUACAUAAGUCAGCCAUAAAUGCAAAAUACCAUUUGAAUGAAGCAGUUUGAAGAGUUAUUUAUCUGUACCUUGAAUAGCCUCCUCUCCUGCAAUUUAAAUUCCAUCGCAUAAUAUUGGUUCUCUCUAAGAAAGUUGUUCUCCUCCAGCAGGACAGGUGGAAUUUUAAGAGCCCAGGGGCUUGAUUCUCCACAACCUUGUUCCUUGUAUGACCAUUUACUCCAGUGACAAGAGAGUCCACAGGGAUAUUAAUAUGAAAAAAAAAUCACAAAUGUAAGUGAGUGGAAGCUUCUGAACUGAUCAUGUUUUAUGCUCACAUACCAUGCUCACUGUAUGUCUACUUUUACAAGGCAGUGAAAAAUCAAACCCGAGGUUUGGAUGCGUUGGGUCAAAUUUUGCCCUGAUUUUCCCUGUGCAACUCCCUGUACUCCAAAGGUGUUGCAUAGGUUUGGCAGCUCAGAAUUUGAGCCCCUCUUUAGCUUCUUGCAUCAAGUUAAAAACUAUGUCUAUUUUCUUUUUGGCCUUAUAUAAUUUGUGAGUAUCUUUAUAUUUUAUCUUUAUAAAUUAAUUUCAUACUCAGACAGAAGUUAUGGGCUUGAUACAGAAGUUAUUGAGUAAAGUUCUUUGUCCUAAAUUAUACAGGAGGCCAUGCAGAAUAAUCGUAGUGGUCCUGGCUGGCCUUGAAAUCUAAGAAUGAACAGACAAGAUUUUGUUUGUUAAUGCAAAUCAAGAUGGGUUCCUUCUGUCUGAGCCAGUCCAAAUUGAUCUAAUGUGGUAAAGCAGCAUAAUACAAAUUAGUGUAUGUAUCCAAAUACAUAAUGGCUUCAUCUAAACUGCAGGGUUUUUGCACAAGAAGCCUUUUGUGCAAGAGUUUUUGUGCAAAAAUGCAUCCAGACCUCAAAGCCCAUCACAAAAGCUUUUGCACAAAAGAGCUUCCACACUGCACGGACACUCUUGUGCAAGAAAGCUUUGAUAGCCAUUCACAGAAUGGCCAUCAGAGCCCCUGCACUUUUGCCGAUAGGGGUUUCUUACACAAAAACCCCUCUGGAGCAUCCACAACCGCAAAGUAGGCAUAAAAUAUGAUCAAUGAUAUAAAGAAGCAGAAAGCUCUGGUCUUGUAGCAUAUCUUCCCAAAUGGUCUUCACUUUUCUCGAUAUAAAUGUAAAGCCUAGAUUUAAAAAUCAGAAUUUCAAGGCGGAAAAAGCCCUCUGUAAUAGCACGUAUACUAUAGGCCCAACACCACUCAUUAUUUGUUAAUGGAUCUCACGAUGCAUAAAGUGUCAUAAAAAUAUUCUGCAACUCUUUGACCUACGCACUUCAAUGUGCAAAGCCACCAGUGCUAAUGUAGGGGCUUUGUAAUCCUCUCUUCUGCUUAAGAGACUAGCCCUCAACACCCUGAAACAUGUAUGCUUCAGCCCUUUCCUUCCCAUGUACCACCUUUCUGUAAACACUUGAAAUCCCUGAUUUGACUCUAAUUCAUCCUACUUUAUCACUGAAUUUUAUCAAACAUACUAACUGCCCUCAUAUCCAAAUCCCCCCUUGUAUGACCUUGUCAUUUUAAUAAUGUAUUUCUGUGGAUAUGGCUAAAUGGCGUGGAAAUUACCCUGCAGAUGAAAUUCAAAUGACCCACCAGAGAUUUCAUCUCUUUUUAAUGUGACUUUCUUUGCCCUUGCUGCCCUUGCCACAAAAUCCUUCGAGCUGGGUCUCAGACAUCAUAGGCACUAAUUAUAUGUUCACAGCAGCCAGAUUUUGAUAGGUCAUCAUGUUUUUAUUAAUUUUUCUGCCACAAAAAUUCCAAAUUCAUUAGCUAUGGACCAAGAACUCUGAUUAGAAUCCAGGCCUUGAGUAGCAAUAAAUUGGAAAUCAUCUUACCCAGAAGCAAUAUUGCUAUUCCUAUUGCUCCAAUAAAGGGGGGAAAUAACAGGUCUUUAAAAACAUACACACCAAGCUGAAUUUCCCUGCAAAUAAAGCAUAUAUUUUGCAUUAACUCUCACUGAUCUUUACAUAUAAAACAAAGUAGAAUUGCCUCUGGGUAACUGUUAAAAACUUAUAUGCAGAUUCUACAGUGUAUGUAUCUCAGACUUUAAAACUCAUUUCUGGGCAUGUGACUAUGUAUAUAAGCCACUUAAUCUAA